AAGAAAAGGAAGAGAAGAAAAAUAUUAAUGGCAAAUCCAUCUACACCCUUGCACAUCUCAGCUUCUCUUGGCGAUCUUGAUGCAACCAAAAGACAUUUAGCUUCAGAUCCUCGAUCUGCCACAGCAGUGGACUCUGGCGGCCGCACAGCUCUUCAUCUCGCCGCUUCCGAGGGGCACAUGGAUAUCGUCAAAGUGUUGUUGACAGCAAAUGGAGAAGCUUGUUUGAAGCUUGUUUGAAGGCUGAUGAAAGAGGGAGAAUCCCUCUCCAUUUGGCUGCAAUGAGAGGGCAAGUUGAGGUUAUGGAAGAGUUGAUAAGCCAAAAGCCUCGGUCGAUUCUUGAGAAAAAGCAUGGAUGUACAGUUUUACACUUGUGUGCUAGGUAUAAUCAUCUCGAUGCUCUGAAAUUAUUGCUGGAAUCGACUGAUAUUGACGAUAAGUUUAUCAACUCUACUGACCCUAACAAUGAGACAAUAUUGCUUACAUCUGCCAGGCUAAAACAAUUUGAGAUGGUGUCCUACUUGGUUUCUCACCCCCGAAUAUCAGUUGAUUCAAAAUCUCUUGCAAAAGCAUUUGGGUUUGAGAAUCCUCCGAAUGAUGAUCAAUAUGAAAAACUAAGAGGCAAUUUGAUGGUGGUGGCCUCUCUGAUUGCGCAAAUGAGUUUCCAGGUAGCAACAAAUCCUCCAGGUGGGUUCUGGCAGGUUAACACCAAAAAGUUUGAUGAAGGUUGCCCCAAGGGCUCCGGAAUAUGCAAAGCUGGAACUUCAGUAUUAGCAUACACUAGUAAAAGGGAUUACCACAUGUUUACAGCUUGCAGCACCCUUUCUUUUGUGGCAUCACUGAGCGUAAUCCUUUUGCUUAUUAGUCAAGUUCCUCUCCGAAAUAAGUUUUUUGUUGGGAUUUUGAUCAUUGGCAUGUGGAGUUCAGUCACAUUAAUUGCAGGUGCCUACAUUUUCUCAAUGCGCAUGGUUCAGAUGCAAACUGACGAUGAAAUAUUUUCUCGUGUAUUCUCGCUUGCUCCCAUCUUUUUGGCUUGGUUGAUUUUUUCUUUAGUUUCUUAUCAUGUAUUUCAAUUUGGAAUCUGGCUGAUAUUUCACAAGAACGAUGCCAUUGAUAAGAGCUGUGAAAUUUUGGAUUCCCUGGUGAAGAAGAUGAAGAAUUUGAAAUCCAAUGCUGUGAACACGCUAAAGAAUUUGAAAUCCAAUGUUGUGAACAAGCUAAAGAAUUUGAAACCCCAUGUGUGCUGCCAAGAACAGAGGCCUACAGGAACCGUCGUCUAAGAGGGAGGAGAUGUACUACACCUUCCUGUUUAAUUUCGCUUAUUAUUUGAAGUGUGUUUAACAUGUAUGGUAGGUUUUGUUUCUUUCUUUAUUUUGUUGACGUUCUGUAAUAUAUUAUCAAACACUUAUUUCUAAUCAAUUAGCGAGUUAACGAGAA
Molecule: messenger RNA, 1434 nt
Organism: Pistacia vera
Lineage: Eukaryota; Viridiplantae; Streptophyta; Magnoliopsida; Sapindales; Anacardiaceae
Exons: 2
Coding region: 279-1277 (332 amino acids)
Molecular function (GO): protein binding
Source: RefSeq, a predicted model, not a curated record